AGUAUUGUACCUCUAGAAAUUACAACCCCGUUGAUAUAAGAAGAAAGCGGAGAAGAAAGUGAAAAAAGUUUGACCUCAACUUAAAACACACGCUUGACUGGUGCUACACCAUUGUAAUGGAUUUGGAGAGAGCAAUCCAUUUUCACCUAAAAUCCAGCCUGUACAUACAACAACAAUCAUAAACAACUUAUGCACACACCUAUACAUACAAUACCUGUAUUAUACACACAAUUUUCUCAUCUUCAUCUCAAUCAUCUUCAAUUCGUGCUGUUAUUUUGGUUGAUCUAUGGGGAUUCAAAGCAGAGCUAAAAGUGGAAGUGUAAAUCAAGCAAUGGCGAGCGAUGUGCUGAGUGAGAAAGCGGCGAUGAUGAGAGAAUCGCUGUCGAAGAGUCAAUCAGCCACGGAUAAUAUGGUGUCGAUGCUCGGUUCAUUUGACCACCGCCUUUCUGCUCUCGAAACUGCGAUGCGACCGACUCAGAUAAGAACACAUGCCAUACGCAGAGCUCACGAGAAUAUUGAUAAAACGUUGAAGGCUGCAGAAGUUAUAUUGGCUAAAUUUGAUAUUUCUCGACAGGCAGAGGCAAUGAUAGUUAAAGGUCCACGGGAAGAUGUUGAAAGUUAUCUUGAUGCCAUUGAAAAGCUUAGAGGCAACAUCAAAUUUUUCAGCAACAAUAAAAGCUUUAAGAGUAGUGAUGCAGUGGUAAAUCAUGCAAAUAACUUACUUGUGAAGGCAGUUUCUAAGCUAGAAGAGGAGUUCAAGCAGCUCUUGUCAGUAUACAGCAAACCUGUGGAACCUGAUCGUCUUUUUGAGUGCCUUCCUAAUUCACUGCGACCGUCUGGGUCACCUGGGCACCAUGGCGAUCUUGGCGGUAAAAACCACUCAGAUCAGCAAAACGGUAGCUUAGAAGAUGCUGUAUAUACACCACCAACUCUUAUACCACCAAGGGUUCUUCCAUUAUUGCACAAUUUAGCUGAGCAAAUGGUUCAAGCUGGCCGCCAGCAGCAAGUUCUGAAGAUAUACAGAGAUGCUCGUUCUUCAGUCUUGGAGGAAAGCCUUCGCAAAUUGGGAGUUGAAAAACUUAGCAAAGAUGAUGUACAGAAGAUGCAAUGGGAGGUUUUGGAAGCCAAGAUUGGAAACUGGAUUCAUUUCAUGCGUAUUGCUGUUAAAUUGCUGUUUGCCGGUGAAAGAAAAGUCUGUGAACAAAUGUUUGAAGGUGUUGAUUCUCUUAGGGAUCAGUGUUUUGCUGAAGUUACUGCGGGUAGUGUUGCAGUGCUUCUGAGUUUCGGAGAUGCAAUUGCAAAAAGCAAGAGAUCACCAGAGAAGUUGUUUGUGCUCUUAGACAUGUAUGAAAUAAUGCGAGAACUUCAUUCAGAGAUCGCGACACUUUUCAUAGGUAAAGCUUGUAAUGAAAUUAGAGAAUCUGCACUGGGUCUGACAAAGCGUCUCGCCCAGACUGCACAAGAGACCUUUGGUGAUUUUGAAGAAGCAGUCGAAAAGGAUGCAACAAAAACUGCUGUAGCAGAUGGUACCGUUCAUCCACUAACAAGCUAUGUGAUUAACUACGUGAAGUUUCUUUUUGACUAUCAAUCAACUUUGAAGCAACUUUUCCAAGAGUUUGAAAAUGGCAGCGACUCCAAUUCUCAACUUGCGUCGGUAACUAUGCGAAUAAUGCAGGCUCUUCAAACCAAUUUAGACGGAAAGUCCAAGCAAUAUAAAGACAUGUCUCUCACACAUUUGUUUCUAAUGAAUAACAUUCAUUACAUGGUUAGAUCUGUCCGGAGAUCUGAAGCAAAGGAUUUGCUGGGAGACGAUUGGGUUCAGAGACACCGGAGAAUUGUGCAGCAACAUGCAAAUCAGUAUAAAAGGGUUGCUUGGGCUAAGAUCCUGCAGUGCCUCUCAAUUCAAGGUCUAACAUCAUCUGGCGGUAGUAGUAAUUCAGUAAGCAUAGAUGGAGGAAACAGUAGUGGUGUUUCGAGAGCACUCGUAAAAGACAGGCUAAAAACAUUUAAUGCACAAUUUGAGGAACUUCAUCAAAGACAAUCUCAGUGGACAGUUCCUGACACAGAGUUGCGAGAGUCUUUGAGGCUUGCAGUUGCGGAAGUAUUAUUGCCGGCAUACAGAUCUUUCAUCAAACGCUUUGGGCCUCUUGUAGAGAAUGGGAAAAAUCCUCAGAAGAACAUCAGAUACACACCCGAGGAUCUUGACCGAAUGCUUGGAGAAUUCUUCGAGGGUAAAACUUUGAACGAACCCAGGCGUUAAACUUUCCUACAUUGGUAACAAUGUGAACUCGAGGAAUAUGAAGGAAGCACUCUUAGAAAAAGCUGGUAGUUUGUUUGGCCUCUAUUUCCCAGCUUUUCCAUCUUCACAAAUUUUCUGUUCUGUAUAUGUCUUUGCUGUAGUGUAGCUAGUGAUGAAAAGAAUAGGGCACUUGUGUAUCUAAUUCUGCAUUUGUUGGUUUCUGAGAUGUAAAAUAAAACAAGAGCAUGUUUAGGCUCUGUCUGCGUUUACACAUUGUCACUACUUUUUCCCUCUUGUUGUUUCAUUAUUAAUUUUCUUUGGUUGCUA
This is a messenger RNA of Daucus carota subsp. sativus, 2566 nucleotides long. RefSeq names its product exocyst complex component EXO70A1. The record is from RefSeq and is a predicted model, not a curated record. NCBI's taxonomy places the organism in Eukaryota, Viridiplantae, Streptophyta, Magnoliopsida, Apiales, Apiaceae. Gene Ontology annotation, biological process: exocytosis. Gene Ontology annotation, molecular function: phosphatidylinositol-4,5-bisphosphate binding. The transcript has 12 exons. Gene Ontology annotation, cellular component: exocyst. Bases 287 to 2260 code for a protein of 657 amino acids.